GAAAGAUAACUCUAAUUUUGUUUACAGUAAAAGAUGCAGUGUGUUACAUGUGUUUGUUGAUCAGGCCCCUCAGGAAACUGUGCAGCGACAAACGCAUCCAAGUGAACUCAGAUAAUCUUCAGGAAACUGCAGCGACAUAUACGCAUCCAAGUGAAUUCAGAUAAUCUGUGGAGAAAAACCCGUGCGCUAGAUAACAACAGAAUCAAGUUCCAGCCAAAAUGUCGGAUGAGGAGGAAGAAAUCCCAGAUCUUGUUCCUGCCACACUGGAGAGAGUACCCAUCACAAUCAUCACAGGAUUCUUAGGAGCAGGCAAAACCACACUUCUGAAUUAUGUCCUGACGGAACAACAUGGGAAGAGAAUUGCUGUCAUCAUGAACGAGUUUGGUGAAGGGGACUCAAUAGAGAAGUCGAUGUCGGUCGGACAGGAAGGCGAGUUGUUUGAGGAAUGGCUGGAACUCAGAAAUGGAUGUCUUUGUUGUUCUGUGAAGGAUAAUGGAGUAAAAGCCAUAGAGAACUUGAUGACCAAGAGAGGGCGCUUUGAUUACAUUCUCCUGGAGACAACUGGACUGGCUGAUCCUGGUCCCAUUGCGUCAAUAUUCUGGUUAGACGAAGAGUUGUGCAGCGAAAUAUUUCUAGAUGGUGUGAUCACUAUGGUAGAUGCCAAGUACUGCAUGCAGCAUCUACAAGAAAUCAAACAAGAUGGUUCUACAAAUGAGGCCACUCGACAGGUGGCUUUGGCUGAUGUGAUCAUUAUCAACAAGACAGACCUGGUUAAUUCUGAGGAGCUAGACCGAGUAAAAUCAUGUAUAAGAUCUAUUAAUAGCCUAGCAAAGUUGACAGAGACAACAAGAGCCAGGACAGACUUAGAUUCCAUUUUGGAUCUGAAUGCAUACGAUGGUAGGAGUAAGACAAGUUUAGAGGAGUUAUUCCAGGAGAGAGGCUUCAACAAAGACAGUAAACAUAUUGUUGAUCAGAAUGUGACUACAUUUACGAUGGAGUUUGCAGGAGAUGUAGAUAAACACAGACUCGAUAAAGCUCUACAAGAUUUACUGUGGGACAAAGAAUUAGUCAACUCUAAAGGAGACAAACAGGAAAUCUACAGACUUAAGGGAGUAAUAUCCAUAGCCGGUGAUGAUAGACGCCUUGUCGUCCAGGCUGUCCAUGAGUUGUAUGAUUCGUUUUUCACAACGAGCUGGGAGGACGAAUCCAAUCGGAUUAACAGGAUAGUGUUAAUAGGCAAACAUUUAGAGAGAGAAUCUUUGGAGUCCAGAAUUAAUACAUGCAGGCCGUCCACCAACAGUUCUUGAAGUCUGACCCGCUGAGGGAAUUAGCUGUUUUAGGAAGCAUUAAGAUUUAUUGUUCCUCCACAGCGGAUUGAGUGGCCGUGGGUAUAUUUAAUUGUAUUGUGAUGUUUGGUGCCAAUUACAUUCAAGAAAAACACGGAUUGUUCACAUGGAUUUAUUUACAUUAAAUAUGGACAAUACGGCCUUAACAAAAUAGCCACUAAACUGAUGCUUAACAAAUGAAAGACUAAAUGCAGACCAGGAUUUGUCGCAUAAACAAAAUAAAAUGAAUAGCACUCAU
Molecule: messenger RNA, 1584 nt
Organism: Ostrea edulis (European flat oyster)
Lineage: Eukaryota; Metazoa; Mollusca; Bivalvia; Ostreida; Ostreidae
Product: zinc-regulated GTPase metalloprotein activator 1B-like
Exons: 15
Coding region: 219-1307 (362 amino acids)
Cellular component (GO): cytoplasm
Source: RefSeq, a predicted model, not a curated record